UCCAAUGGUGCUUUGUAGACAUCUUUCACAUUAAUGUAUUUUCCACAUAAUUUUUUAGUUGUUUCGAGACAUGAAGCCUCGAGUUAUGAACUCAAUUUUGCAUGUAAAAACUUUUAAGAAUGUACAGUAUGGUACACAUUAGAAUUCCUGAGCUGCUUUUAUUUUGUGAAAAAUUAUAUUUGAAUUUUAUGUAGAGAGGCUAACGAGGCCCAAACUGUUACACUGCCCACUGUGUGCUGGAAAUGGAGCACAUGCUGUUUAACUAAUUAACAUUACCUGAACACAGGAACCACUUGUGUUUAUGACCGAUGAUUCAGCUGUAGAAAGGGCUGCUCUGCAAGCAACUUGGCCUAGCAGCACAUGUCUGCUUUGCCAUUUCCAUGUGGCUCAGGCUGAGUGGAGGUGGCUCAUGUCAGCGAAAAACAAAGUCAACCCUGCUGAGAGAAGGCCCCUGAUGUCUGCAUUCCAGAAGAUUAUGUAUGCCUCUACUGCAGAAGACCUGGAAUCUGCAAAAGCACACCUGCAGACACUCUCCCAUGAAGCCUUUGUUACCCGCGUGCAGGACUUCCUGCGGAGAGAAGAAGAAUGGGUACUGUUCUUCCGAAACUGGUUACCAACACGCGGGCACAACACAAACAACUUUUCCGAGGCGUGCAUCCGUAUUCUCAAAGACAUUAUCCUUGGAAGAACAAAGGCCUUUAAUGCCGUAGCCUUAGUUGAUUUUGUUGCAAUCGUAUGGGAGAAAUACUUUGAGGCACGCAUCCUUGAACACGCUCACAACCGUGUUGCUGCUGGACGCCUCUUAUAUGACAGGCUACUCAAAAAGAUGCCACAGGGGGCAGCGGACAAAAUUGUCUCUCUGGAGCGCAAUGUGUACUCUGUUCCAAGUGCUCAACAAACAGGAGAGACGUACAGAGUAUAUGCAGAUAUUGGAACAUGUACCUGUGGGGCAGGAAAGCAAGGUGCAUUUUGCAAGCAUCAAGCUUUGGUACACAAAACAGUUGGUGGUAUCUUCCCCAAUACACCAGCACUUACUGCAGAAGAUCGCCAUCAGUUGCGGAAUCUGGCUUUGGGAGACCGCUGCCCCCCUGUCGCCUUCUUCAUGGACUUUCGUGUAAAUGAGGCCUUGACAAGUCAGCAGGAGGAAACACAUCAUGCCGAUAGUACACCUGUACCUCAGCAGCAUCCUGCUGAUCCUUGCUUCACAGAGCCAUCAACAUCGUACCAAAGUGGAACUGCAGACAAGUGCAUAACUGGUGACAUCCAUGCCCUUUCGAAACAGCUCGAACGAUGCCAUAUGCUCGUCAAAGGGAACAGCACCUACAACAAAUACCUCCAAAAGGCAAUCCACAGCCUCAAGAAAAUUCAAACAGCAUCCCAAUGUGUUGGGAUGAUGAUGUCCCUAGGUACAACACUAAGUAACAUAACAAGAUGCGGUGGACAUAUAAAAGUUCAGCCCACCAGCAUAUCCAGGCAUCGUGAGGGACUAACACGAGGAUCCAAGAGGGUGGCAGCUGGGCGUCCCUCAAACCAGCCUUCUCACAAAAAAGCAAAGAAGCGCCCACACAGACUGAGCCUUAGUGUCAAAGACAAUGUUAGCCACGCAAAGUCGCAUGGCCAGGGUCACUAACUGGGUCGCAUUUGCAUUAUAGUAUUUAAAUUGUUCAAAGGUUUUUUUAAAGCCAAAGUUGAGUUCCCACCUUGUUAGUUGUGUAGAACAAGGUACAUGGCUAAUCAUUUUGUAUCGUACCAGCAGGGGAAAAUUAUUUCUGUUGCACAAUACACAAGCUUGGAAAUCUUAAAGGGGUUGUGAAACCAUUGCCAGGCUUUUGAAGGUGUCAAUAUUGAUGUAUGUGUACUAAACAUGCACAUCAAAACACUCUGUUCCUGCAAUAUCGCAUUAAAGGGGGCACAAAAAUGAAAAAAAAAAAUGCAAACAAAAGUAAGUCAGUGUUUCAAUUGGUACAAUUCAAACAAAAUUAGUUCACAUAGCGCUACCGUUUAGAAGCAAAGUGCAAUGAAAACAGAGCCGAGUUUGGCGGCAACGAAUUGGAUCCCUAGGAGGCAAAAAUUAGUGGCAUCCAAUGAGACCACAGGAGAAGCGUGCGCAUACCUAUCGUGGGAGUGUGGAUUUGGAACAGGUCCGAUCGUAGUGUUCCAUAUAUGUGCGGCAUGAUGCACACUGCUGCAUUUUUGAAUACAGAUUCACUGAAUUGUACCCACAACAGUUCUCAC
Messenger RNA from Ornithodoros turicata, 2235 nucleotides. RefSeq lists its product as uncharacterized. The record is from RefSeq and is a predicted model, not a curated record. NCBI's taxonomy places the organism in Eukaryota, Metazoa, Arthropoda, Arachnida, Ixodida, Argasidae. The coding region runs from base 302 to 1630 and encodes 442 amino acids. The transcript has 3 exons. Gene Ontology annotation, molecular function: zinc ion binding.